AUGGCUGGUUACUUUAAACCUGUCGAUAGCUACAAGGAUGAAAUUACUUGUUCCAUCUGUCUGCAGAUAUUUACAUACCCGAUAACUCUUACUUGUAACCAUAGCUUCUGCCUCAGAUGCAUUCAAGAUCACCUGAAGCACAAGUCACCAGAAGACAAUUAUAUGUGUCCUGAAUGUCAAGUUGAAUUUGCUGAAAAGCCACGGCUGCUUAAAAAUAGCAAACUUGCUGAAGAUGUUGAAAAAUUGUCAAAAUGCCAGGAAAGGAGAACUGUCUGUGAUUAUUGCUUUGAAGAAGAUGUACCGGCUGCAAUGAGCUGUAUCCAGUGUGAGACUUUCUUCUGCGUAACACAUCUUCGCCCACACAGUGAGAAACCAUCACUCAAAGAUCAUGACUUGGUUGACCCCACAGAAGCAAGACCUUUGCGAAAGUGUGAAGAGCACAAAGAAACUCUCAAGCUCUAUUGCAAACAGGAUCAUGCAAGUAUUUGCAGUCUUUGCAGUAUUAUAGGGAAGCACAAAAAGCACUUGAUAUUGACCACAGAAGAAGCAAAACGUGAAAUCCAGCUGUCUUUCACAGAAAAAUUGAAGGAGCUUAAUGUGAAGCGGACCAAAACAGAAGAAGCUGUCAAACGGCUUCGAGAACUGAAUUCCCAUGUAUUAGCAGCAUAUUCUGGAUAUCUGGAAAAGGCUAUGCAGCAUUAUAAAGGGAUUAAAGCACUUAUUGAAGAUGAUGAGCGGCAGACCUUGCAGUUUAUUGAAGCUGAACGACAGGCUGCCACACUUUACAUUGAAGCUCAAUCGAAAGACUGGAUCGAAGAACUUGAUGACAUAACAAGAACUAUUGAGCAGAUAAAUACCAUUUUAAAUCAGAGUGACCCUUACAGAUUUCUAAAGGGAGCAAACUGCAAUGAAUAUCGCAUCAACUCGUUACUGAACAAGAAGGAAUUGGUUAUCCAUGAUACUGUGGUUGAUGAUGGCAAGCUUUCUUCUUUGAUUAAGUCGAUCAGCAAGCUUUUCAACAGUUUGUCCAAGAAUGAUACCUCAGUCAGGAAGGCACUACUGGCAUAUGCAACGACUGUUACUUUUGAUCCCGUAACUGCAAAUGAAAACCUUAUCCUUUCAGAAGAUCGAACAAUUGUACGCUACACUGAUGCAGUUGUAAAGGCUCCAUAUAGCCCCAAACGAUUUGAUGAUACUUUGUAUGUGCUUGGUUCUCAAGGAUAUACAUUUGGCAAUCAUUACUGGGAGGUGGUGGUGAAGAGUAAGUCUGAUUGGGAGAUUGGGGUUGCUUAUUCAUCUAUACCUAGGAAAGGGAAAUGUUGGUUGGGUAGGAACAAUGUAUCAUGGUCUCUAGAAUGCAGCUCUGAACAGUAUACUGCAUGGCACAAUAAUAUAUCCCUAAAAGUUACUGUGAAUGGAAAACUUGAACGGGUUGGCGUUUAUUUGAAUUAUCCUGGGGGGGUGUUAGCAUUUUAUGAUGCUGAGAAAAUGACACUUUUAGUUCCCUUUUAUCAUAAGUUUACUGAAGCCCUUUACCCUAUUUUAAAUCCCUGCAACAGUAAAGGAGGAAAUUUUGCACCUUUAACAGUUUUGCAACUGAAAGGAAUUUAG
This is a messenger RNA of Chiloscyllium plagiosum (whitespotted bambooshark), 1611 nucleotides long. RefSeq names its product E3 ubiquitin-protein ligase TRIM62-like. Gene Ontology annotation, molecular function: protein binding; zinc ion binding. The record is from RefSeq and is a predicted model, not a curated record. NCBI's taxonomy places the organism in Eukaryota, Metazoa, Chordata, Chondrichthyes, Orectolobiformes, Hemiscylliidae.